Talaromyces amestolkiae is the source of this 4680-nucleotide messenger RNA. RefSeq lists its product as uncharacterized. Gene Ontology annotation, cellular component: RecQ family helicase-topoisomerase III complex; chromosome; nucleus. The record is from RefSeq and is a predicted model, not a curated record. Gene Ontology annotation, biological process: DNA replication; double-strand break repair via homologous recombination. Gene Ontology annotation, molecular function: nucleic acid binding; four-way junction helicase activity; 3'-5' DNA helicase activity. The transcript has 5 exons. The coding region runs from base 1 to 4680 and encodes 1559 amino acids. NCBI's taxonomy places the organism in Eukaryota, Fungi, Ascomycota, Eurotiomycetes, Eurotiales, Trichocomaceae.
AUGACCAAAAAUAAUCUCAAGCAGCACCUUCGUUGGCUUGUCGACCGCGGGCAACCAGACUUUGCCGCCUUGGACGUGUUGUUGACGCGAUCUGAUGAUGAUACCGUGAACGUUCACAUAUCAGCACAACCACCAUUAGCAGCACCUCGGCCAGUAAAUACGGGAGGAUUGACGAAGACUGUGAACGAAAAGAUAUCGACGAUUUCGAAGAAAUACGAAAAUGUGGAAUUGAAAGUCGAUGGUGAUGGAGACUCUCUGUUGCAGGACGCGAAUAUGGCACGACUGAACCUCCUUUCCUCGUCGGCAUCGAAGCCACGCAUGCUUAGCAUUGCAGCAAGCAAUAGAAGCGACGAUACAAGACCAGCAACGCCGGGAUCUGACGCCCGUAAGGAUUAUGCGUUGGAAAAUUCAAGAACCGGAGAUGCUACAUUUCGUUCUGCUCCAGCUACCAUAGUAUCGAGCCCGACUCGUAGGAAACUAAACGGGCCAUCGACGAAACUGGGGCCUAUCCUUUCCUCGGAUUACAAGUCCCAGUUCGGUGACAUCGAGUCUAUUGAUCUUACCGGUGAUCUUGAACCAUCUACUUCCUCCGGUACAGUUGACGUAUUCGGUGAUUCGCAAACAUUAUGGCGAGAAGAUUAUGCUAUGCGGCCGGAACCCAUAGCUCGACAAGGCAAAAAGAGAAAGAGUGAUGAGUAUCAGUCGGAUCUAAGGUCGCCCAAUAGAAAUCCUCCUCGCAGGAACACAUCACGUACGCCUGAUGAUGACGAUGUGCUGGCUGACGAUAUCACGCCAAAAAUUUCAUCAGAUCCGCCUAGUUAUGAUAUCUCGUCGUCACAAGAAUUGGCUCGUCAAUCACCAGUUCGUUCAGCCGUUUCGAAGAAACCAACUACCGUCAAUACAAGCAAUAAACCGAGGAACAAAAGAAAUACCCAAGAUGAGGAUGUUGAUCGCCUGUUUUCCUGGGACUCCGAGGAAGAUGCUUUUGAGCAUCCAGCUAAACAGAAGACUCGUGCGAUUGGAGAAAGGUUAAACUCGAGGGACUGCGAUCUGAGGAGAUACUCAAAUGUCGGGACCACACCAGAAGAACGUCUAACUCCGGCUCAGCCGAAGUCGGUUUCACCUAAAAAGACUUCGCCCAGAAAGAGACAAGCUCUUGUCGAGACUGUGACUUCUACACCAUUAUCACAACGUACUCAGAACCCCGACGUGGAGCAAUUUAUGUCCCUUCAUCCAGGAGUUGUGGACGCAGCAAUCGAGAAAUUGAAUAAGGACUUGGUCGCCAACGCAAACAUUGUGGUGCAGCACGCCAUUGAAGGGGAACUCCCACCCCCGGAACUUGUGGCUGAAGGGAAGGCUGCUCGAACAAAAGUCGAAGCGUUGGAAAUUUUGAGAACGAAAAGAGUUGUAUAUGAUGAAAAGAAAUUAAGGAAGCAACAACUCAAAGACAUUAUGGUGAAAGCAGUUGCCGACGGCGGUGAUUUGACUGGUCUGGCAGCAGAGAUCAAAGAGAGCCAAGAUAUUGCCAAGGAGCUUCAAACGAUCGAAGCUCAGUUGGGCGACCUAUUGUCAGUGAUCGAUAUGGAUCUUUCUGCUUUUCUUCCACCUCCUCAACUCGCGAACCCAGGAAAAGCAGUACUACCUGCCACGCCACAGACACUUGUACGGCCUCUUGCGCAACCCGUUCCCCAGAGAUAUCAGACCGAUACUCCACCAAUAUUACCCUCGGAAGGUGGUGCUACAAGUUUGAGUACAACUUACCGCAGGGAUGUGUCGGCUUUUGAGGAAAGCAAUCCCUAUCCUACCAGAACGCCCUCGAAUCCUGCCGGGGCCUUCAUUACCUCGGAUGAUUUCGACUUUGAUGAGGAAGACCUCAUAGAAGCAGACAAUGUCAUGUCGACCGCACAUUACGACCCUCCAGCAACCUAUUCUGAUAAUCGCAGGAUCUUUGGUGAAACUUCCGGAAAUGUCAGUCGUCAACCGCCGUCGCAAUUGACUCAGAAACCCACGGCUGCAGAUUCCAACUCUAUGCUAUCACAUCCUUGGUCGAAAGACGUAAAAACAGUACUGAGAGAUCGUUUCCACCUUAAAGGCUUCCGACCUCAUCAGUUAGAGGCAAUUAACGCUACGCUUGGCGGAAAAGAUGCAUUCGUGUUAAUGCCCACAGGAGGUGGUAAGUCGCUGUGUUAUCAGUUGCCAUCUGUGAUACACAGCGGCCAAACCAAAGGAGUUACCAUCGUCGUGUCGCCUCUACUCAGUUUGAUGGAAGAUCAAGUUGACCACCUUCAAAAAUUGGGAAUCAAAGCAUACUUCAUCAACGGAGAUGUAAGCACCGAGCACAAGAGAUGGGUGAUGUCCACUCUUUCAAGUCCCUACGCAGACCGGGAGCUCGAAUUGCUCUAUGUCACACCUGAAAUGAUCAACAAGAAUGUGGCCCUGUGUGAUAUCCUCCAAACACUUCAUAACAAUAGAAAAUUCGCUCGUCUGGUCAUAGACGAGGCUCAUUGUGUCAGUCAAUGGGGACAUGAUUUUCGUCCAGACUAUAAAGAGCUUGGAGCUUUUCGCUCGAAAUUUCCCGGGCUCCCUGUCAUGGCAUUGACCGCGACAGCGACUGAAAACGUGAAAAUCGAUGUGAUAAACAACUUAAGAAUGAAGGAGUGUGAAGUCUUGAGUCAGAGCUUCAACAGGCCCAAUCUCACAUAUGACGUCCUACCUAAGAAAGGUUCCGCGCCAGACAUUAUUUCACAGAUAGCAGAUAUCAUCGAAACUUCUUAUCGAAGAAAAGCUGGCAUUGUUUACUGUCUAUCUCGAAAAGAUUGCGAAAAGGUCGCCCAGGAGCUUUCAUCGGGGUAUGGUAUCAAAGCGACGCAUUACCAUGCGGGAAUGCCUUCCGAAGAACGGACGUCAGUCCAACGUGACUGGCAAGCCGGUAGAUAUGAUGUGAUUGUCGCGACCAUUGCUUUUGGUAUGGGAAUUGACAAGCCAGAUGUCCGAUUUGUUAUACAUCAUACUAUACCCAAGAGUCUAGAGGGUUACUAUCAAGAAACCGGCCGUGCUGGACGCGACGGAAAGCGUUCUGGUUGCUAUCUGUUUUACAGCUAUAGGGAUACCGCUGCGCAAAAACGCUUCAUUGAAACGUCUGACGGUGACUGGCAACAGAAAAAUCGUCAGCGGCAAAUGCUUCGACACGUUGUACAAUUCUGCGAGAAUCAGAGCGACUGCAGAAGAGUUCAGAUUCUUGCUUACUUCAAUGAAUCUUUCGAUGUCUGUAACUGUCAUCGCACUUGUGACAAUUGCAAGACGGAUGAAGUCUUCCAGACGAUCGAUUAUGCAGCACAUGCGAAGAAGGCUGUUCAACUUGUCAAAUUGUUUCAUCAGAGAGGGGAGGAUGUAACACUAUUGCAUUGCAUUGACAUCUUCGCUGGAAAAAACAAAAAGAUGAAGGGCGAUCAUGCUCAAGUGCCGCAAUACGGUGCUGGUACUGAUAUGGAACUCGGAGACGUUGAACGAUUGUUUUUCAAGUUAGUGGGCGAAGAUAUCCUCGAGGAGUGGUCCAAAACGACAAGCAGAUUCACCCAUCGGUACGUCAAACCGGGUCCGAAGGCCUCUCAGUUUCUCUCAUCAAGAUCUCCUUUUACAAUGCAAAUACGCGCUUCGUCAAAGUCAGCCAAGAGGUCAAGUGGCGCCUCUCGCAGCAAUACGUCUACUGGUGUGUCUGGAGCGUCAGACUAUCAUCCCCAGUCCACCAAUGUACCUUCCCCUGUACAAGGUUCACGUCGGAAAGCCGCACCGAAACCGAAAAGCAAGCGGGGAGUUCCCCAAGCAGUUGAUGAUGAAGAUAGCGACGGCUUCGAACCGGUCCGAGACGCAGGUAAAUCAAGCCGACACAAGAAAGCGGACGUGGGACCUCCUAUCGUAGAGGAUGGGCGGAUGGCUGAAUUGGAUGAUAAUCAGCAAAUGGUGGUUGAAGACUUUGUUACAAAUGCCAAGCAGUUCUGUCAACAAAUCAUGAUGGAAAAGAACCUUCGCAAUCAACCCUUUUCCGAUGCCAUGCUGCGUGAGAUGGCAAUACAUCUUCCUGAAGAUACCAACAGAAUGAAUGAGAUUCCCAAUAUCAAUCAAGAUAAAGUCAGGAUAUACGGUUCUAGAUUCUUGAAGCUGAUUCGAAACUCGAAGAAGCUGCUUUCGGAUAUCAGGUCCAACAACGAGGUCAUCCAUGAUCCUAACCAUACAAACGUCAUCAAUCUUGACAGUGAUGAUGAAUACGGCGAUGACGAAGACUUCAUGUUCUCCCUUUCGCAAAUGGAUACGAACGACMCCAGCCAGUACUUUGACACAUCUGCCAGUCAAAACAGGGUGCCAUCCACUCAAUAUGGGCCAUCUACGAGCGGUAGGAAGGCAACGAGCAGAGCGCCUUCUGCACCACGCAGUCGAGCCCGCGGCGGUGCACAGCGUACCAGCAGCGGAUCAUCAUCGAAACGAAGAAAGGCACCGUGGGAUCCAGAAGCUUAUCGUCACCCUGGCAAGGGAAGCAGCAAAGGCUACAACAAUCGAGGUCGUGGAUCAUCAUCUUCCGGCGGUUAUAACAACUAUCGUCGGUCAACAUCAACUAAUGCUACUAACAAGCGCAAGACGAGUACCAAACCCUCUGGGCCAGCGAUUGAUUUGAUGCCAACAUGA